Amaranthus tricolor (Joseph's coat) is the source of this 1099-nucleotide messenger RNA. RefSeq lists its product as uncharacterized. The coding region runs from base 334 to 936 and encodes 200 amino acids. The record is from RefSeq and is a predicted model, not a curated record. NCBI's taxonomy places the organism in Eukaryota, Viridiplantae, Streptophyta, Magnoliopsida, Caryophyllales, Amaranthaceae. The transcript has 2 exons.
CGGUUUUGUUUUGUUUCGUAGAUGCUUUUGUAUUCCAUAUUAAAAUCAUGUGCAAUAUUGACUCUAUUUUUUCUCUAGUUGAACUUUUAUUUGUUGAUCUAUAAGUAGUUAGAAGUAUAUUUUUAAAAAUAUAAAAAAAUAUAUAUUUUUUUGAGAUAAAACAAAUUAAUAAGUUGAACAAUUCCUGUUUGACUUAAAAACAUUCCAAUAGUGAAAUCCCCCAACAGUUCACAUGCCACACGGGUAAAAAUAGUGAAAUCCCUAACAAAUACACAAGCCUUUACCGGCCCUGUCUCUCUUCAAGAAAGCAAAUCUCAAAAGCAUCAACCAUUAAUGGCGGAUAUCAAUGAUUCCGAUGAACACACAUCACCUACCACCCUCAAUCUAACCGAGGAAGGUUCCUCCAAAGAACCCAUGAAGCAGAAACUUGAUAACCCAGAUGAAGAGCCCCUCAAGAAGCAGAAAAUUGGUAACCCAGAUUCCCCUGAAACUCAAGAACAACCUCUAACAGAAACCAACGUAAAAGAAGAAGAACAAUUGGAAAAAAAGGAAAAAAAAUCAGGAGAUCAUGAUCAGAAUGAAUAUCCCUCCAAAGAACAAGCAGAAUUUGAUAGAAAACGGAAAGGUAAGGCAACAUUAAUCGAAGAAGAAAAAAAAUCAGGAGAUGAUGAUGAGAAUGAAGUAACGAUAAUCUCCAAAGAACAACCAGACUUUGAUAGGAAACGGAAAGGUAAGGCUAUAUUAAUCGAAGAAGGAAAACAAGAUGAUGAUGAUGAGAAUGAAGUAAUAAUAAUCUCCAAAGAACAAGCACAAUUUGAUAUGAAAUGGAAAGAAGACAAGGACAAAGAAGCAAUAGAUCUUGAUGAUGAUGAUGACGAUGACGACGACGACGACGAUGAUGAUGAUGAUGAUGAUGAUAGUUGUACUUCUGAUUAGGAUACCGAUUCAUUGUCAUGGAUCAAAGUUUUCUGGAUGAUGUUCAUGGAACAAAAUUGUUAGAUACUCUGUUUUUACAAUUCUUUUUUGAAUUUCUGUUUUGGAGGGAAAAUUUGAUCAAGUCUUUUUUGGAGGGAAAUUCUGUUACAAUUUUUUUAAAUAU